Molecule: messenger RNA, 783 nt
Organism: Purpureocillium lilacinum
Lineage: Eukaryota; Fungi; Ascomycota; Sordariomycetes; Hypocreales; Ophiocordycipitaceae
Biological process (GO): carbohydrate catabolic process; deoxyribonucleotide catabolic process
Cellular component (GO): cytoplasm
Molecular function (GO): deoxyribose-phosphate aldolase activity
Source: RefSeq, a predicted model, not a curated record
AUGCCCAAGACCGUCACCGUCUCCCUCCCCGCGCUCGCCCGCCUCAUCGACCACUCCCUGCUGCACCCCACCCUCACAGACGCCGACCUCUCGGCGGGCCUCGCCCUCGCCCGCUCCGCCUCGUGCGCGUCGGCGUGCGUGCCCCCCUACGCCGUGCCCCUCGCGGCCGCCGCCCUCGCCGGCUCCCCCGUGGCCGUGUGCGCCGUCGUCGGCUUCCCGCACGGCACCUCGUCCAGCGCCAUCAAGCUCGCCGAGGCAGACGCCGCCCUGCGCGACGGCGCGACCGAGAUCGACGUCGUCGUCAACGUCGGCAAGGUCCUCGGCGGGGCGUGGCCCUACGUCGAGCACGAGGUCGAGGCGCUGAACCGCCUCGUCACCAGCAGGGGCGCCCUCCUCAAGGUCAUCUUCGAAAACGACUACCUCGCCGACGAGCACAUUGCCCGGCUCUGCGAGCUCUGCACCCGCCUCGGCGUCGCCUUCGUCAAGACGAGCACCGGCUACGGCUUCGUCAAGCAGCCCAACGGCAUGUACAGCUACAAGGGCGCCACGGCGCCGCACCUCAAGCUCAUGCGCGAGCACGCCGGGCCCGGGGUGCAGAUCAAGGCGGCCGGCGGCGUGAGGACCCUCGACGAGCUGCUGUACGUCAUGAGCUUGGGCGUCACCAGGGUGGGCGCCACGGCGACGCAGGCCAUCCUCGACGAGGCGCGCAGGCGAGGCAUCGGCGAGGACGAGGUCAAGGUCGAGGUCAAGGCCAUCAACGGCAACGAGGGAGGCGCCUACUAG